CCAUAGAUAAUAUUGUUAUCAUGUUCAACAAAACGAGGUCAACAUUUAGAAUUUAACAUGUACAUGAGCGAGCAAAGGGGAGAUAAGUCAACCGGUCAUUUUUGUGAUGAUUCACUGGUGAUAAUUGGCUUUAGAAGGAAAUUUUAUAAACUAAAACUGCAUGUCGGUGCAAAUUAAGUAAUUGACCUGGAGAUGGUCAAAUAUUUGACACCGAUACACGAUGGAAUAUAAAGGUAUAAGGUUGGCAAUUGACAAUGACGGAUUAGCCAUUGUAACGAUGUGUAACAGAGAUAAUAAAUUUACCAUGGAUUAUGUUAAAACAUGGAAUAAAGUACUGGACGACAUAGAAAAAAAUGAAAAUAUAACAGGAAUGAUUACAGUUGGCGAGGGAAGAGCUUUCAGUACAGGUCUAGAUAUCAAUUGGUUAAAAUCACAAAGUCCGACCACUCUUGAUGUGUAUCACGAUGAGCUUCAUAAGCUUUAUAAACGUAUUAUCUCCCUUGGAAUGACAACUGUUGCUGUAAUUAACGGACACGCCAUAGCUGAAGGCGCCUUCAUGGCUCUAAUGCAUGACUACAGAAUCAUGAGGAAGGACCGGGGCUGGAUCAACUGGCCAGAGGUGCAUUUAAAACUACCAUUCACCAAAACCAUGCUCGAUCUUUUCCGUGUCAAAGUACAGAACGGAGCUGCAGUCCGCGAAGCUUUGGUAUUUGGCAAGCGUCUAGACGCCGAGACUGCCAAGUCUUUAGGUAUUGUUGAUGUAACCGCAACAGAAGAAAACAUGAUGAGUAAAGCGAAAGAAACUAUAAAGUAUGCACUCGGAAAAGUAUCGGUGACACGAGGAUUUUUUAAUGAUAUGAAAAGUGAUAUGUAUAAUAGUUUUGUGGUACAAGAAAAACUUGCCGGCAAAUUGUGAUAUUGUGUAUGACAGACUUCCUAAAACCUACAGAAUUUCACAAGUAAAAUAUGCCACGAUAUUUGAACCUGUGAAGCAGAUACAAAGCCGAACAGGAGAAAAGAUAAAAAAAGAGGAUUGUUCGUAACCUUACGUUGCUAUUUUUAUAUACAUCAAAGGGAAAUAACCCUUAAAAGAACAAAGUCAUGCUAUAAGGGAUAUUCUCCCUUGAAGUUUCAAGCCGUUAGCAUGAACUUUAUAUAAUAAAAGACAAUAAUUCAAAGGUUCUGAAGUGAACAGUUAGACACUACUCCUCUGUCAAAUAUACCCACCAAUGAAGUUUCUUGCAAUACUUUGAAUAUUCAGCGUGAAUUUCAUAUUGAUAUGAGAUAUAGCCUGAACAAAAAUUAGAUGAGAAAACAAACAAAAGAAAAGUUAAAAUAAUGAAAUAAAGAGUUAAUAUUCUCGUCAUCUACACUUCUCA
Ruditapes philippinarum (Manila clam) is the source of this 1379-nucleotide messenger RNA. RefSeq lists its product as uncharacterized. Lineage: Eukaryota; Metazoa; Mollusca; Bivalvia; Venerida; Veneridae. Gene Ontology annotation, cellular component: peroxisome. Gene Ontology annotation, biological process: fatty acid beta-oxidation. The record is from RefSeq and is a predicted model, not a curated record. The transcript is spliced from 4 exons. Bases 221 to 916 code for a protein of 231 amino acids. Gene Ontology annotation, molecular function: delta(3)-delta(2)-enoyl-CoA isomerase activity; enoyl-CoA hydratase activity.